Messenger RNA from Portunus trituberculatus (swimming crab), 2358 nucleotides. RefSeq names its product nephrin-like. The transcript has 14 exons. The record is from RefSeq and is a predicted model, not a curated record. Lineage: Eukaryota; Metazoa; Arthropoda; Malacostraca; Decapoda; Portunidae. The coding region runs from base 1 to 2148 and encodes 715 amino acids.
AUGAAGGACGCAGACGAAUAUGAGGAGUGCGCAGUAGCAACACCAAGCCAGGUUAAUAUUUUGAUCACUUUUAAGACAUUGCCGAGCUCCGUGGAGACUCCAGACGUGGCUCUCAGAAGUUCCCGUGGUGGGCGUGGCAGGGGUGGUGGGAGGAAUGGCCGCUCUGCCCUGCGACGCCGCCCAUCCGCCCAACGACGCAAUUGUCAUCCUGCUGUGGUUCCGGGAUCCUCUCACCACGCCCAUCUUCAGAAUGGACAGACGGACGCAGGGAAGGAGAGAUAUGAACAAGAAGAAGAAGAAAAGAAGGGAAACAAGAAAGAAGAAGAAACGGAGGAUGAAGAGGAAGUUCUUAUAAAGACUGGCGAAGGCGAAGACGAGAACCUGGUGACGGUGGACAGGCCGCGAUUGUGGUGGGAUGACGGCAGGGUCGGCGACAGAGCGAGGCUGGAGGUGGCAGGGCCCAGGGUGGUGCUGCGCGUGAGUCGGCUCAAGGACGAGGAUAAGGGACUGUACACGUGCCGGGUUGACUUCCGACACCAGCCCACUAAAACGACGAGAGUGAAUCUGACGGUGGUUGAGCCUCCAGAGAGAGUAGAAAUACAAGUGGAGGGGAAGGAGAGCCGUCUGGUAUCCCCCGGCCGCGCCUCCGUCACGCAGGUGGGGCCUUACCUGGAGGGGCAGACUGUGCACCUCACCUGUAUCGCCCGGGGGGGGUCGCCGCGCCCUCAGGUGUCGUGGCACUCGGGCACACGCCUCCUGGACGCCAGCAUGGAAAGUGACGCUGAGGAGGUGGACGUAGAGAACACCACCACCUCCCCCGAGGCAGCCAACCUGUCCCUCACCGCCGCCAGGAGGACGCAGGAGCCGCCACCGGAGCUGGAGGAGCCGCAUAACGUCCUAACGCUUGGUCCUCUGCGGCGUCACCACCUCCACCUGGUGCUGACCUGCGAGGCGUCCAACAACAACAUCACCUCACCCGUCUCGCUCGCAGUGGCCAUUGACAUGAGUCUGCCGCCCCUCAGCGUACACCUCAGCCAAGUUCCCGAGGCGCCCCUGGUGGCCGGCCGCCAAUACACCGCCGAGUGUGAGGUGGUGGGGGCCCGCCCUCCCCCCGCCGUCACUUGGAGGAUAGGUCAGCGGCCCCCCCUCCCUCAGGCCGAGGUCACGACGCUGGAGGGAGGGAACAUCACAAGAAGUCGCCUGCUGUUCAUUCCAGGACGUAAAGACGACGGGAGUAUUAUCAACUGCACUGCCUUCACCGCCUCCCCCAACACGACACUCUCCGCCUCCCACUACCUUGCCGUCCACUACCUCCCCUCUGCCUGGAGUAGCUUCGGUUCCUCCCUCGACUGGUCCAACAUCAAGGAAGGCGAUGACGUGUAUUUCGAGUGUACCAUUGACGCCAACCCGCCAGUGACCAGAGUGACGUGGAAGCAUAACGACGCCCCUCUGGCACACAACGUCUCUGCGGGGAUCAUCGUCAGCAACCAGAGUCUCGUCCUGCAGAAGGUGGUGAGGGCGCAGGCGGGGCGGUACUCUUGUCUUGCACACAAUGCCGUCGGUACCUCAGCUUCCAACACACUGCGCCUUGACGUGAAGUUCGCCCCAGUGUGCUCCCCCGGCCAGGUCACCACGUACGCUGUCGGGAAGUACGAGGACGCCGAGGUGACUUGUUCUGUAGACGCCAACCCAACGCAGGAAUCUUACCAGUGGACCUUCAACAAUACAGCAGACACAAUUGACGUGCCUCAGGGUCGCUUCACGUCUCUCAGCAGUCACAGUGCCAUCACCUACACGCCUAUGACCUCCUUGGACUAUGGCACCCUCCUAUGCUGGGCAGCUAACCCCAUUGGCACCCAGAAAGUCCCGUGCGUCUUCCACAUAGUGCCAGCUGGCAAGCCGGAGCCCCCCACAAACUGCACGGUGGUGGGGGGCGGGGCGAGUGAAGUGAGAGUGAGGUGCGAGGCGGGGGGCAGCGGGGGCCUUCCUCAGCACUUCCUCCUGACAGCCACCCCCACUCACCUCUCCCACCCCCUCCUACCCACCGCUCCCCCUCAACGUGACUGCCAUGGAGGAGCCAGAGUUUCAGGUGGAGGGGCUGGUGGUGGGGGGCAGGUACCAGCUGAGAGUGCGAGCGGUGAACGAUAAGGGCGUGAGUGAGGCAGCUGUUCUCACCGUCAGCAGUCGCAGCACGAACGGCACUGUCUACCAGCUGUAUGACGGUCCCUCGGAGGCAGAAGUGCGGGACGGGGGCAAGAGUCCACACGGGGCGGAGAGUGAGGGCGGCGAGACACCAGACGACCCUCUAUUUGGCGCCCUGGAAGUCCCCUCAGUCCUCGCCGCCGCCCUAGGAGCAGG